CAAUACUUAAGAGUUAAGAGAGCUUUCUUGAGUUCUUACAAGAUCGCUAUCAAUCUGCUGUAACCAUUAAUCACAAUUAGUCAUCUCCCAAUGAUUACGCUUAGACCCAAUUGCCCUUUCGAUGACAGUUUCAAGUUUUAUUGAGUCUAAGGUGUUUCAAGUAACAUUAUUCUAAAUUAUCAUGGCAUGGAUUUUAAUUCCCUAGAGUUGUCGUGUGCCUGGCAUUGGCCCCACAGAGGACUCCUCAGUUUAGUUACAGGAAACUAGGGCCAACCCUGACAAUGACUAAUAAUUAAAAUAAGAUUUGCAAAGGAAAUCAGCUCUAGUACUAACAUUUUUCUUCUUCUUGGAAUUGGGUAUAAAUAUGUCUGAACUCUCAAGCUUUUGCUGAAGCAGCAAGCACCAAUUAACUUCUCUUUGCAGUGGCAUUAGACCAAAAAAUAAUACCGUAGGCUUCUAAGCAAACAGAAAAAUAAAAAUAAAAAAUGGGACCUGUUGGUGUUGGAGCCUUCCCUGAUGGAGAAUGGGAUUGCUUUGGCAAAAUGUUGGCUAAUGAAUCCCAUUAUUGCUCACCACAAUUACUCGGGGAAGAUGAUGGGAGUGUUGGAAUGCAAUCCAUGUUUUUCGCCACUCUUGAUGUUGGGGGAAAUAAGAGUAUGUUUUACUCUUUUGACUCUCACAACUCUAAUUUGCAGUAUAUUUCUCAAGAAAGCAGUCACAAUAAUAGCACUUGUAGUGACCAUAGUGUCUUCAUGAUCAAUCCGGAGGAUCAUACAAACUACCAUUUUGGUUAUGUUGAUCAUGUGCUAGCAAAUAGUACAUCCAUGGAUUUUUGCAUGAUGGAUGAGAAAAACCCUGGCUCUUGUGUCCAAUCUGACAUUGUCAUGAAAGACAAUGUCAGUUUGAAUGAAGAUGAGGGAAGUGGCAAAUCAGAGAAUGUUUUCCUGCCAAACAUUUGAAGCUCAAAAGGAAGCCUGAUGUGUCCAAACUCAAAGUGCAUGUAGAAGAUAAAAUAAACUCACAUGGGAAUGGUAACAAAAAACCUCGUGAUUCAAAAGAUGUAAGCUUUGUCUAUACUUAUCUAAAUUCUGAUAACUCGUAUUUGGAUCUUUCAAUUUGUAACUACAUUUUGUGUGUGGCUUCCAACUUCAGGUGCAACAUUGCAUGAAGAACCAGAAACUUGAGAAAAAUGGGAAUCAGGCAGAAGAGAUUAAUGCCGGUUCAGAUCAUGGAUGUAGUUCUAGUAGUAACACUCUAGAGGAUGAUAAUGCUUCUCAAGCAAACAGUGGAGGAGCCACUUCUGCUCUCAACUUAAAAGGGAAAUUAAACAAAAGUUAGUAGGGGAUCAGCAACAGAUCCUCAAAGCCUUUAU
Molecule: messenger RNA, 1372 nt
Organism: Glycine soja
Lineage: Eukaryota; Viridiplantae; Streptophyta; Magnoliopsida; Fabales; Fabaceae
Exons: 1
Coding region: 486-959 (157 amino acids)
Source: RefSeq, a predicted model, not a curated record